AUGAAAAGAAUUGUAAAAAAAAUAGAAUAAGAAAAAAGAAAAAGAUUAAUUUAUAUAAUAAUAAAUAGAUAAUUACAUAAAAAAAAAGAAUGUAAGAAGUUAUAUUAAAUCACCAGAAGGCAUAGAACUGAUAUAAAUUUUAUUUAAUUAGCUGAUAUUAUAUAAAUAUUUUCAGAUUAAACAGAAAUUCCUAAAGAAGAUUUAAAUAAUAAAUUAGAUGUUAAACUUCCUAAGAGGUAGAGAAAUUUUAUAAAUCUAUCAUUAAAGGUUAAAUUCAAGAAUAAGAGGAAGAAGCAUUUGCUAAAAUUUAUCAUUUUAAUAUGCUUAAUAAAAAAAAACCUAAAAUACAUUCAAGUUCACUUAUAAAAUUAAUGUUCCUAGAACUUAAAUUUCAUGAAAAAAGAAAACUAUUAGAUAAUAAAGAUUAGAAUUAAUGGUUUAAGAAAUUUAAGAAAAAGAAGAUUUUUGAAUUUCAAAAUAAAUUUAAGGCUAAUCCUAUUCCAUUUUUUAUGUUUGUUCCAGCUCAUAAUUUAGAUAUUUUUUCUCCUUCAAGAAUAUAUAAUGUUAAUCCUUCUAGUUUUUAUUAGAAAGAUAUUUAAAAGAUUUAUGGAAAGAAAACAAAUUGAAAGAAAAAAAUGGAGGAAUUAAAUCCUUAAGAUAUAGAUCCAGAAUGUAAAUUUAAUCCUAAAAUUAAUAAAAAUGUGUCUCCAAAAGAUAAAGAUAAUCAUUUUAAUGAAGCAAAGGAAUGGAAUUAAAUUACCUUGA
Molecule: messenger RNA, 765 nt
Organism: Paramecium sonneborni
Lineage: Eukaryota; Ciliophora; Oligohymenophorea; Peniculida; Parameciidae
Source: the annotation of a GenBank genome assembly